AUGAAGUGUAGUAAAUUAGAGGAAGGGAUUGAGGUCCUAAAGGAUGAAAAUAAUGAAUGUCUUAAAGAUAUUAUAAAUAAUAUCAGCAAGAAUAAGAAAGAUCAAUUAAUAGCUCAUACUAGGACUCAGUUGGAUCAGCUAGAAAUUAAAGAAAAUUAA
Funneliformis caledonium is the source of this 159-nucleotide messenger RNA. Lineage: Eukaryota; Fungi; Glomeromycota; Glomeromycetes; Glomerales; Glomeraceae. The record is from the annotation of a GenBank genome assembly.